Suillus discolor is the source of this 336-nucleotide messenger RNA. RefSeq lists its product as uncharacterized. The annotation marks the transcript as partial. Lineage: Eukaryota; Fungi; Basidiomycota; Agaricomycetes; Boletales; Suillaceae. The record is from RefSeq and is a predicted model, not a curated record. The transcript has a single exon.
ACAAUUGCUGAUCUUUAUGCUGUUUCAGACAAUGAUGACCCAGAUCACACACCCAAAAGCAGCCCAUUUGUCACACAGAUCAUCCUAUAUGGGCUGGGCACAAAAACUUCAUGUUUCCAUGCAAAUGUAGACAAUGGAGCAAUGAUUAAUGCAAUUGACCUUAAGACCUUCCAUAAGGCAUUGUGGAACCUAAAGCAACUCAUGAAAUCAACACGCAUCCUCCAAAUGGCAAAUGGCAAUGAGGUACCAUCACAAGGAGUAUGGACUGGAACAUUCCAGUGGAAUAAGGUAAAAGUUUGUGCAUCAUUCGAAGUCUUCGACGGUGGCAGCAUUUAG